Molecule: messenger RNA, 1188 nt
Organism: Tetrahymena thermophila SB210
Lineage: Eukaryota; Ciliophora; Oligohymenophorea; Hymenostomatida; Tetrahymenidae
Product: nucleotide-sugar transporter
Exons: 1
Cellular component (GO): intracellular membrane-bounded organelle; membrane
Source: RefSeq, a predicted model, not a curated record
AUGGGUAUGAAUUAAAACCAAAUCAAUAUUCUCUGCUUAUCGAAAGUAUUUUUUAGUACUUGCUCAAGUCUUAUAUCAAAAUGGUAAUAAAAGUAGUCAGUUGAUGGACAUGAUUUCGUUCAUCCUUUCAUGCAAAGUUUAUAAAUGUUUUUAGGUGAAGCUCUUUGUUUCUUAGUUUUCUUAGUAUACAAAAAAAAAUUUGCUGCCAGAUAUGAAGAGGGUAGACAAGUAGCUGUAGCAAAAGGUGCAUCUGAUAAGAUUAACUAUUUGAUUUUUAGCUUUCCUACUAUGUGCGAUUUUAUCACCUCUACAAUUUCUUUCUUUGCCAUUAAUAUGAUGCCUCUAUCCAUCAAUCUUAUGAUUAAAGGAGGUAACAUUAUUGUGACUGCAAUCUUCUCUAUUAUCUUUUUAAAGAAGACUCUUUACAACCACCACUACUUAGGAUUAGGAUUGGCAAUUGCUGGUUCAGUUUUUAUGGGAGUUAUGAGCAUGCUUAAUACCAAUAAUAGUGAUGAUGAUUAAGCCUAGAUGCUUAUUGGUAUUCUACUUACAGUAUUUUCUUUUUUCACUUUUGCUACAUAGAUGGUUGUUGAAGAAAAAUUCUUCAGUUAAUAUUAUUUGCAUCCAUUUUAAGGUGUUGGCAUAGAAGGUUUCUGGGGUAUAGGAAUUACAUCUAUAGCUAUUGCAAUAUUCAACUUCAUCCCAGUUCCUAAUAACUUUAAAGCCCCACCUAAUGGAAAUAUGGAAGACUUCCCUAAUUUUAUGUAUUAAGUGUUUUCUAUGCAAAACUUGGUCUUAUUUUUUACCUUCUUUGCAUAUAUAAUAGUAAUUUUAUUUGUUAAUGGGCUUGCUCUUACUGUAACAAAAUACGCUUCUUGUAUUGUGAGGUCUUUAUUGAAUAUAACCUCUCCAUUUUUGGUUUGGGCUUUCUGCUUGGCUGUUAAAUGGGAAAGCUUCUAAUGGUUCUAGCUCGUUGCUUAUAUUUUCAUAACAUGUGGUACGUUGGUUUACAAUGAAACAAUUGAGAUUCCUUUAUUAGGUUUAAACAAAAAUUUAAAGAAAUAUAUUAAUAAAAAAGAAGAAGAAGAACCAUUUUUAGACUAAGAUAAUAAUUUAGUUCCCUAACACCCAUACAGAUCUUUCCAUAAACACUCUGAACAAAUUGAUAGUAACUUUUCAGAAUCUUGA